Cavia porcellus (domestic guinea pig) is the source of this 5191-nucleotide messenger RNA. It is a transcript of the gene Nfx1, whose product is annotated as nuclear transcription factor, X-box binding 1. Bases 485 to 3886 code for a protein of 1133 amino acids. Gene Ontology annotation, biological process: negative regulation of transcription by RNA polymerase II. The transcript is spliced from 25 exons. The record is from RefSeq and is a predicted model, not a curated record. Gene Ontology annotation, cellular component: nucleus. Gene Ontology annotation, molecular function: zinc ion binding; RNA polymerase II transcription regulatory region sequence-specific DNA binding; DNA-binding transcription factor activity, RNA polymerase II-specific. Lineage: Eukaryota; Metazoa; Chordata; Mammalia; Rodentia; Caviidae.
CCUGCUUGCAAGACAGAUGCUUAUGCCGCUGAGCUAAAUCCCCAGCCCCCAGCAUCAGCUCUUAAUCGCUUGUUUUGAGGACCCUAUCUCCCGUGCCUUUGGGCUAUUUAAGUGAGUCCAGAUACCAGCUUCUUGGAGUUUAAGAAUACAUAAGUAGCCCAAAGCCAGGGGCGUAGUGGCCAGAGAAAGACAGAGACAAAGGAAAGAAGAGAAAACAGGAGAAAACAAAAGAGAGUUAGAUUACACAAUUCCCUGCCCACCUUCCAGCGACUCAUCACCAGCUAUUUGUCUCCUCUUUCCCACUGGCGCGCCUUUUUGACGUCACUGACGCGCCGCACAGUACAGUUGCAAAACCUUCGCGGCUGUAUACCUGGCGCGCAGAUGCGAAUUUUCUUUUGGCGCCGCCGGAAGUCCGGGACACGUGAUCAGAUGACAGCGCACGCUUGGCUGGCUGGCUGACUCCCUUUAGGUGCUGCGGGGCGGGAUGGCGGAGGCGCCUCCGGUCUCAGGUACUUUUAAACUCAAUACAGAUGCUGCAGAAUUCAUUCCCCAGGACAGAAAAAAUUCUGGUCUAACUUGUGGAACUCAAAGAAGGCUAGACUCUAGUAGAAUUGGCAGAAGAAAUUACAGUACAUCACCUCCUUGUCACCUCUCCAGGCAGGUCCCUUAUGAUGACAUCUCUGCCGUUCAUCAGUACAGUUAUCCUUCUGGAAGCAAACCUAAGAGUCAGCAGACUUUUUUCCAGUCUUCUGCUUCUAACAAAUCCUUUAAGAACCAUGGCUUUCAGUGUCAACCUUGGCAAAAAUUGAGGAAUGAAAAGCACCAUAUCAGAGUCAAGAAAGCACAGGGACUCACUGACCACACCUCAGAUGUAGCUAGCUUAGAAAAUAUGGCAAGAUCAGAAAGUGGGACAAAUCUCAGAGAGCACAGUCCUUCUGAGAGUGAAAAAGAAGUUAUUGGCGCCGAUCCCAGGGGAGCAAAACCCAAAAAAGCAGCACAGGUUGUAUACAGCUAUGGUCGAGGACCAAAAGUUAAGGGAAAACUCAAAUGUGAAUGGGGUAACAAAAUGACUGCAAAACCUGAGGAUGCGGGACCUGAGAAUAUCAAACCUGUGGGUGUUUCCCACCCUGACUCCUCAGAUGCAUCCUGUAGAAAAGGAGGACUGGAUGGGGGUGGAGCCCGACGAAAUGAGCAGAGGAGAUGCCCACAGAAGAGGCCUCCUUGGGAAGUGGAAGGGGCCAGGCCACGACCAGGCAGGAAUCCACCAAAGCAGGAGGGCCAGCGACAGGUGAAUACAGGACCCAGAAACAACAUGGCUUCCAUUCCAAAGGACAGUAUUAGCGAGAGAGCAGCACAAUCUGCCCGUGACAGUGAGAAUUUGGCAGUUAUCAACAAGUCGUCCAGAAGAGUUGACCAAGAGAAAAAUGUUGUAAGGAGGCAGGAUCCUCCGGUGGUCUCUCCUUUCCCCCGAGGCAAACAGAACCAUGUGCUAAAGAACAUGGAAACGCAUACAGGUUCUCUAAUUGAACAGCUAACUACAGAAAAAUAUGAGUGCAUGGUGUGCUGCGAGUUGGUUCGAGUCACGGCGCCGGUGUGGAGCUGUCAGAGCUGUUACCAUGUGUUUCACCUGAACUGCAUCAAGAAAUGGGCACGGUCUCCAGCAUCUCAAGCGGAUGGCCAGAGUGGUUGGAGGUGUCCUGCCUGCCAGAAUGUUUCUGCACAUGUUCCUAAUACCUACACUUGUUUCUGUGGCAAGGUGAAGAAUCCUGAAUGGAGCAGAAAUGAAAUUCCACAUAGUUGUGGUGAGGUCUGUAGAAGGAAACAGCCUGGUCAGGACUGCCCACAUUCCUGUAACCUUCUCUGCCAUCCUGGACCCUGCCCACCCUGCCCUGCGUUUAUGACUAAGACAUGUGAAUGUGGACGAACCAGGCACACAGUUCGCUGUGGUCAGGCUGUCUCCGUCCACUGUUCUAACCCAUGUGAGAAUAUUUUGAACUGUGGUCAGCACCACUGUGCCGAGCUGUGCCACGGGGGUCCGUGCCAGCCUUGCCGGGUCCUACUGAAUCAGGUAUGCUACUGUGGCAGCACACCCCGAGAUGUUUUAUGUGGAACAGACACGGGAAAGUCUGAUGGAUUUGGGGACUUCAGCUGUUUAAAGAUAUGUGGCAAGGACUUGAAGUGUGGGAACCAUACAUGUUCUCAAGUGUGCCACCCUCAGCCCUGCCAGCCUUGCCCACGGCUCCCCUAUCUGGUACGCUUUUGCCCGUGUGGCCAAACUCCUCUCAGCCAGUUGCUAGAACUAGGAAGUUCCGGUCGGAGAACAUGCAUGGAUCCUGUCCCUUCAUGCGGAAAAGUGUGUGGCAAGCCUCUGCCUUGUGGUUCCUCAGAUUUUAUUCACACCUGCGAAAAGCUCUGCCAUGAAGGAGACUGUGGACCAUGCUCUCGCACAUCAGUUAUUUCCUGCAGAUGUUCUUUCAGAACAAAGGAGCUUCCCUGUACCAGUCUCAAAAGUGAAGAUGCUACAUUUAUGUGUGACAAGCGGUGUAAUAAGAAACGGUUGUGUGGACGGCAUAAAUGUAAUGAAAUAUGCUGUGUGGAUAAAGAGCACAAGUGUCCUUUGAUUUGUGGGAGGAAACUCCGCUGUGGUCUUCACAGAUGCGAAGAACCUUGUCAUCGAGGGAACUGCCAGACAUGCUGGCAAGCCAGUUUUGAUGAAUUAACUUGUCACUGUGGGGCAUCAGUGAUCUACCCUCCAGUUCCCUGUGGCACUAGGCCCCCCGAGUGCAGUCAGACCUGCGCCAGAAUCCACGAGUGUGAGCAUCCAGUGUAUCAUUCUUGUCACAGUGAGGAGAAAUGUCCCCCUUGUACUUUUCUGACUCAGAAGUGGUGCAUGGGCAAGCAUGAGGAUUCUUAUCUUGAUGGACACAUUUUUCUCCACUUAUUUCCUUUACGAAGCAACAUCCCCUGUCACCUGGUUGAUAUCUCUUGCGGAUUACCCUGCAGUGCCAUGCUACCGUGCGGGAUGCACAAGUGUCAGAGACUCUGUCACAAAGGAGAAUGCCUUGUGGAUGAGCCCUGCAAGCAGCCCUGUAGCACCCCCAGAGCUGACUGUGGCCACCCAUGUAUGGCACCCUGCCACCCCAGUUCACCCUGCCCCGUGACUGCUUGCAAAGCCAAGGUAGAACUACAGUGUGAAUGUGGACGAAGAAAAGAAAUGGUGAUUUGCUCUGAAGCAUCCAGUACUUACCAGAGAAUAGCUGCUAUUUCUAUGGCCUCUAAAAUAACAGACAUGCAGCUUGGUGAUUCAGUGGAGAUCAGCAAGUUAAUUACCAAGAAAGAAGUUCAGCAAGCCAGGCUGGAGUGUGAUGAAGAGUGCUCAGCCUUGGAAAGGAAAAGGAGGCUGGCGGAAGCCUUUGAUAUCAGUGACGAUUCUGAUCCUUUCAAUGUCCGUUCAUCAGGGUCAAAAUUCAGUGACAGUUUGAAAGAUGAUGCCAGGAAGGACUUGAAGUUUGUCAGUGACGUUGAGAAGGAAAUGGAGACCCUUGUGGAUGCUGUGAAUAAGGGAAAGAGCAGUAAGAAAAGCCACUGCUUCCCUCCCAUGAACAGAGACCACCGCCGCAUCAUCCAUGACCUGGCCCAAGCUUACGGCCUGGAGAGUGUGAGCUAUGACAGUGAACCAAAGCGCAACGUCGUGGUCACUGCGGUGAGAGGGAAGUCUGUUUGUCCCCCCAUCACGCUGACAUCUAUGCUUGAAAGGGAAAUGCAGACGCGGCCUCCACCACCAAUUCCCCAUCACAGACAUCAGACAGACAAGAAUCCUGGGAGCAGUAGUUUACAGAAGAUAGCUAAGGAGCCAAUAAUUGACUACUUCGAUGUCCAGGACUGAGACCAAUUUGCACUUAGAUGACAGAAUGAUUAGGUGCAGUGGAGCCUCAUUCGCCAGCUGAUAAAUCAUGCUUGCUCCUCACUGCCUGGCAGAGUCCCAGCCUCACGUGCUGUCUUGUCCUGAUGCAUCCAGAGCAUGAGUGUGUCAGGAAACCCCUGUGUACUCCUGUCUGUGCAAAGUGUUCCGCUGGGGCCAGGUCUCCAAUUCUGUGGUCAGGAGGUUUCCAGUUGUAUUCUAAAGGCUUCUCAUACCAUCGCUGUGAUUGCUUUACUGUUGGGGAAUUAUUGGGCUUUAUUUGGACAAACCAGAAUUUUAACCCAAAAUGAUUUUGUGGCACUUAGUUAUGGUCUCCACUGACACGAGCAAACUUCUCAGUCUGAAAUAAUGAACACUGAAUUGAUCCACCAUAUGUGGAAUUAUGGAUCAUCCUAAACCAGCUGUCUUGGCUGUCUUUUGCCAGAAGCUCUCAGAUCUGUCCCCCUGAACUUCCUUUCAUGUUUCCUGUUGCUCUCAGUUCUAGACAUAGGAGAGGAUCAGGUUGCUUUACAGAAUUCCGUUCCUUGAGUCCCUGGCUCUUGUCAUGGCACAUCACGGAGCCUGUCCAAUGACAGUUUAACCACCCCCUGUAAUGGUGGAAGAUACGGAGCCAGGUUCACACUGUGGCCUCUGUGAAAUGACUGGUGCCACCGAACUCCUAUCUUGUUGAUAAAGAGUCUUACAUAGACAGCUGUCCUGUGUUGCUUCUUCCUAGGCCCUCAGCAGCCAUAUUACCUCUCCUUGUCUGAGCUCUGAACUGCUCGAAGUGUCUAGACCGUGUAGAGCUGCCGGGUAGCCCACAAGAAGCACCCUUCAGGCUCUCCUGACAGUUACAUUAUUUUUGGCCCUAUGUGUGGGCAGCCCACCUGCAUGGAGGCCAGACUGCCUUGUGCUUGAAAACAAGCCUUGUGCCCCAGAGCAGCAGCAGAUUUGAGACAUGGAGUCACAAAAACAAGCACUAAACUUUUGUAGGAAUAACGUCCCUUUUAUCCUCACGCAAUCUUAGAAAGAAGCAGGAGAGAAAACACUGCCUCCCUCUGGGCCAUGUAAUGGAGGAUCAGUGACCAGACACACAACACAAAGCCCAUAUGCCACCACGCCCAGCCUGUAUCCUUCAAGCCAUGAGUCAAGCAUCUAAAUCCUCAGAUCUGACUGCAGAUUCUAGCCCUGCAACGUUACUUGCCACUUGGUGCAAUGGAUAUUUUAUCUGCAUUAUCGAGUUUUUGUAAAAAUUAAAUGAGUAGCAGAUAUGGAGUGCUUGGACCAUCA